Molecule: messenger RNA, 2166 nt
Organism: Cebus imitator (Panamanian white-faced capuchin)
Lineage: Eukaryota; Metazoa; Chordata; Mammalia; Primates; Cebidae
Gene: COPS7A
Product: COP9 signalosome subunit 7A
Exons: 8
Coding region: 478-1305 (275 amino acids)
Biological process (GO): COP9 signalosome assembly
Cellular component (GO): COP9 signalosome
Source: RefSeq, a predicted model, not a curated record
UCCAGUGCAGUCCUGAUCUCCAGCUCUCCAGCGGCUAAGAGCAGACACAGCGUCAGCCGGGACCAGGGAAGCGCCGGAGACUUCCUCAUUUAGUGGCUAGCGCUGUUCUACUAAUAAAGUUUUAUUGAAACAAAGUAGAAAAAAAGAGGCCCGUCAUUCUUCCCUCAGCGACCAAUCGGAGAGUAGAAUGCCUGCGUCCCGCACGGGAGCUUCAGCGGUCAGAAAGCGGGGGCGGGGCAUGUCCUGCCGAAACUUGCGUCGUUAGAGCGGAAGUACGGCCGGAAGCCCGCCAUAGAGUUUAGUGGCUAGAGCGACUCUGCGGGGAGGUGGCAGGAAAGGCUUGGAACAGCUGCCGGAGGUGACUGAGCGGCGGCCCCGCCCGGUGCGCUGGAGGUCGAAGCUUCCAGGUAGCAGCCCUCAGAGUCUGACCCAGGCUCUGGACAUCCUGAGCCCAGGUCCCCCCAGCUCAGUGCAGUCAUGAGUGCGGAAGUGAAGGUGACAGGGCAGAACCAGGAGCAGUUUCUGCUCCUAGCCAAGUCGGCCAAGGGGGCAGCGCUGGCCACACUCAUCCAUCAGGUGCUGGAGGCCCCUGGUGUCUACGUGUUUGGAGAACUGCUGGACAUGCCCAAUGUUAGAGAGCUGGCCGAGAGUGACUUUGCCUCCACCUUCCGGCUACUCACAGUGUUUGCUUAUGGGACAUAUGCUGACUACUUAGCUGAAGCCCGGAAUCUUCCCCCGCUAACAGAGGCACAGAAGAAUAAGCUUCGACACCUAUCAGUUGUCACCCUGGCUGCUAAAGUAAAGUGUAUCCCAUAUGCAGUGUUGCUGGAGGCUCUUGCCCUGCGUAAUGUGCGGCAGCUGGAAGAUCUUGUGAUUGAGGCUGUGUAUGCUGAUGUGCUUCGUGGCUCCCUGGACCAGCGCAACCAGCGGCUGGAGGUUGACUACAGCAUUGGGCGGGACAUCCAGCGCCAGGACCUCAGUGCCAUUGCCCGAACCCUGCAGGAGUGGUGUGUGGGCUGUGAGGUUGUGCUGUCAGGCAUUGAGGAGCAGGUGAGCCGUGCCAACCAGCACAAGGAGCAGCAGCUGGGCCUGAAGCAGCAGAUUGAGAGUGAGGUUGCCAACCUUAAAAAAACCAUUAAAGUUACGACGGCAGCAGCAGCCGCAGCCACAUCUCAGGACCCUGAGCAACACCUGACUGAGCUGAGGGAACCAGCUCCUGGUACCAACCAGCGCCAGCCCAGCAAGAAAGCCUCAAAGGGCAAGGGGCUCCGAGGGAGCGCCAAGAUUUGGUCCAAGUCGAAUUGAAGGGACUGUCGUUUCCUCCCUGGGGAUGUGGGGUCCCAGCUGCCUGCCUGCCUCUUAGGAGUCCUCAGAGAGCCUUCCUGUGCCCCUGGCCAGCUGAUAAUCCUAGGUUCAUGACCCUUCACCUCCCCAACCCCAAACAUAGAUCAUACCUUCUUCUAGGGAGGAGGCAAGUGCAGGUCAUAUUUUUGUUGGUACUUUUUGUUUUUGUGACUUUGUGUGUUCCGUUGCUCCCUGCUGCCAUGCUCUCUCCCCUAUUUCUCCGAUAUUUCCUUAAGAGCUCACUAUCUGUCCCUGUUCAUUACAUGUCACUGAGUAGGUGGGUAGCCCUGAUGGGGUUUGCUCUGUCUCAAGCAUAACCUGCAGGUGUUUUUUUCUACCACCCCAUCCCUGCAUGCCUGAUCCCGAAUUCCUGCACCUUACCCCCCACCCACGCAUUGAGCAGCCUCUGAAGAGCCAUGGGGCCCCCACCUUUACUCACACUCUGAGAAUUCUGGGGCCCAGUGUGGCAUUCCCGGAGUCACUGGACACGUUCAUCCUAAAAUCCUGUCACACUACAGUCAUUUCUUUUCCUCUCUCUGCCCUUUGGGUCCUGGGAAUGCUGCUGCUUCAACCCCAGAGCCUAAGAAUGGCAGCUGUUUCUUAACAUGUUGAGAGAUGGUUCCUUCUUGGCCCUGGCCAUCUCGGGAAGCUUGACGGCAGUCCUGGAAGGGUUUAAUCUCCUUUUGUGAGUUUGGUGGGGAAGGGAAGGGUAUAUAGAUUGUAUUUAAAAAAAAAAAAAAAAAAAAAAAGGUAUAUAUGCAUAUAUCUAUAUAUAACAUGACACAGAAAUAAAUCUAUGAAAAGUCUAUCUACAAACUCCCC